Messenger RNA from Aureobasidium subglaciale EXF-2481, 2219 nucleotides. RefSeq lists its product as uncharacterized. Bases 45 to 2048 code for a protein of 667 amino acids. Gene Ontology annotation, biological process: regulation of GTPase activity; signal transduction. Gene Ontology annotation, cellular component: cytoplasm. The transcript has 4 exons. The record is from RefSeq and is a predicted model, not a curated record. Lineage: Eukaryota; Fungi; Ascomycota; Dothideomycetes; Dothideales; Saccotheciaceae.
GUUUCCUGCACUCUCGAGUCCAGCAUACCGUCCUCUAUCCCAACAUGUCGUCUGACCUUCCGCGAGACACGGAACUUGGCACCAACGGUGAUGCAAAUGGCACCUUGCACGACACACCGACUGUCGCGCCCGCGACUGCGCCCGUGUCCAACCAUGUGGAGAAAGUCAUGUACUCGGACAUUGGUAUAAACACCUUGUUGAACCGUCUCAAGCAAAGCAUUGCUUCUUCUCGCGACUUUUCCGAUUUCUUGAAGAAGCGAGGGGCCGUGGAGGAAGACCAUGCCAAAGGUCUCAGACGCCUAGUCAAGUCGACGAGCGACAGCAUCCACUCCAAGGAGUCGCGCCAGGGCUCAUAUGUCAACCGCCUGGAUGAGGCUAUGCGCCUCCACGACAAAAUCGCCGACAAUGGCAUGCAAUUCUCUCUGGCUCUGCACCAGAUGCACGAGGAUCUGAACGAGCUUUCCAACAACAUGGAGAAGGGUAGGAAGCACUGGAAGCAUGAAGGCCUGAAUGCUGAGAAGCGUGCUACCGAUGCCGAAGCUGCCAUGGAGAAGGCAAAGACAAGAUACGACGCUCUUGCAGAGGAUUAUGACCGUGCUCGUACCGGCGACGCAAAAGGUUCCAGGAGACUUGGACUAAAGGGUAUGAAGAGUGCUCCUCAGGUAGAGGAAGAUCUUCUGCGCAAGCUACAGGUCGCAGACUCGGACUAUCAGGCAAAGGUCCAAGCAGCGAAAGCCCAAAGAGAGGAGCUCAUCAAGGCUUCGCGUCCCUUGGCCGUCAAGGCUCUGCAGGAGCUGAUCAACGAGUGCGAUUCUGGUCUGGCCCUCCAACUACAGAAGUUCGCCUCGUUCAAUGAGAAGCUUCUGUUGGGCAACGGCAUCGCUGUCAGCCCGCUCCCUCCUACCGAUGCUUCAGCGCCCGUCCAACAUAGUCUGCGCGACAUUGUCUUGAAGAUCGACAACAAAUCAGACUUUGACAACUAUCUGGCCGGCCAUGUCUCGAAGAUUCCUUCCAAGACGUCGGACAUCAAGUACGAACAGCACCCGACUUUGAGACCGAAGCAGCAGACACCAACUCCAGCGAGUCGACAGCCUUCUGCCACUCUUCCUGGCCCAGCGCUACCUGAAACACCACUAUCGACUGUGACGACUCAACAGUCUACCUACCCCACUACAGCAGCCACACCACCUGCAACAACAUCUCCAACACAGCCUUUCUACGCCAACCCUGGCAACCCACCUUACCCCACCGAGCCACCUCAGCAAUACAACUCUGCGCCAUAUCCUACCAGCUCAGGGGCGCCACGUGCUUUCUCUGCUUCUACCCAGAGCACGAGCGCACCCUAUCAACCUACUACACCUGCUAGUAUGGGAGCUCAGCAAAGCUUCCCCUCGCAACAACCUUCUCUGUCUCCUGGUCCUGUCGCAUCUGCUCUACCCCCGCCACUCAAGCCCGUGUUUGGUGUCAGCCUCGAUGACCUUUAUGCAAGAGAUCAGACUGCUGUCCCUAUGAUAGUCUACCAAUGCAUGCAGGCCGUCGAUCUCUUCGGACUCGAUGUCGAGGGUAUUUACCGUCUCAGUGGAACAGCCAGCCAUGUCCAACAGAUCAAGGCUCUCUUCGACCACGACUCUACCACCGUCGACUUCCGCAACCCAGCAGCCUUCUACCACGACGUAAACAGCGUAGCCGGCCUCCUCAAACAAUUCUUCCGCGAACUCCCCGACCCCCUCUUGACCCGCCGCUCCUACAACGGCUUCAUAAACGCCGCCCGCAUCGACGACGACACUCAACGUCGCGACGCUGUCCACUCUGUCAUCAAUGAACUUCCCGACCCCAAUUACGCCACCCUUCGAGCUUUGGUCUUGCAUCUCAACCGUGUUCAGGAGCAUUACGCAAAGAACCGCAUGUCGACUUCCAAUCUCGCCAUUUGCUUUGCGCCUUCUUUGAUGGGUUCGCAUACUGGACCGCAGAUUGCAGAUGCGAGUUUGCAGGCUAGAGUUGUUGAUACGAUUUUGACGAAUACGUUCCAGAUCUUUGACGAGGAUUGAGGGAGGAUGAGAGUGAGGUCAGGAGAGGAUGCAGUUUAUGUUGAUGAUGAGACGGUUGUGCUUUGUUCUUUGUGCAUGGCGUUGGUUUGAGGCGUCUUCUUGCCAAGCGACAUGAGUGUUUCUUUGCCCGAAAGCCUCGUCGAGAUACCUUUUUGUUGUGUUCUUCUUUGC